Cinara cedri is the source of this 4541-nucleotide messenger RNA. The record is from the annotation of a GenBank genome assembly. Lineage: Eukaryota; Metazoa; Arthropoda; Insecta; Hemiptera; Aphididae.
AGACAAUAUAAAAUACCUUGGUUUUUCAUGUAAGUAUUUGUAUUUGAAUAUUUUUCUAAUUCAUAAGUUUUUGUUUUUAUUGUGAAUUAAAGUGCAUGAUACACAUUGUUAGCACAUGAUGUAUCUUUGAUAAAAAUAAUCAGUAAUAAGUUCAAUAUAGUCAUGUAUAAUGCCAAGUAAUACACGAAGGAAACAGAUUAAUGAUAGGUAUAAUCAAAACUAAGUAUGAGUUUAAAGGAAUAAGAUAAGAAAGAUAACGGAAGUAAGCGGUGUCGUUAUUCAUGUGUAUAAAAGUAUGAAGUACAUAGAAUUAUUUAAAAAAAAAAAAAUAUAUAUAGCUUUGAUAAGUUUGUGGAAUUUAAUUUUAAGUAUAGUGGGAUAAAAUUAACUGAAGCGUCAGAUGGUUUAUGUAAUAAUAAAAUUUCAAUGAAAUUUAAAGUUAGGUUCUACAAUUUUUUGUAAGACUGUCCAUUUUUUAUGGUUCGGAGGUUUAGGUAGAAAAGUAGAACAGAUAGUGAGUCUACCAAUGAUAAUAAUGGCUUACAAUACUUAUUUACCAAUAUAUGAACUAGAAUAAUCGACUACGUCUAUUUGUCAGACAAAUAAAUCUUUAUAAUUAUUAUCAUAACAACUGUUUAUAAACAAUAUUUCAAUUUAAUUUAAUAAUAAAUAAUAAUUAUUUAAUAUAUAAAUUUAAAUACACCUAAUUUGUACAAUAUUUUAACCCCACAGCUCGAUUGUGUAGUCACAACAUUUUUUUUUUUAUAGUGGUGAAGCGCAGUGGAUUAUCAUCUUUUGUAUGGCUAUAUUUGAAUUACGGUAAGUAAAGAAAAUUCGUUACAAUUUCCCUUCAUGUACCAUGAUCAUAAAUAAGUACAGGUGUAGGUUCUAGCAAAUAUAUAAUAUUUUCAUGUUCACCAGAUUUUAUUCCUCGAUGUAACAUACAAGCAUACCGACAAGACCUAUAUGUACCGUCCAUAAAAGAAUCCUUAUUUAUACUCCUAAAAACAUUGACAGACUAAACCCAUUUGUAUGGCCAUGUAAAAUAGAAUAAAACACAUGCUUGCUAUCUGUUAUGAAACCCAAAUAUAUAUGGAUGUAGUUCUCAUAACUCAUAGCCUUCGAAAGACCACAAUGUUCCAUAAUAAUGUUCUCAUUGAAAUUUACAUAAUUUGUAACUUAAAAAAAAAAUUAAAAAGCCCUCCAAAGAUAAUAUGGAUGGGUGCAGCUAUUGUAAUAGGUAAUUUAAUGUAUAUAUGUAGGCAACGAUAAAUAUUUGCUUAACGAAUAAACGAUUCUGAUCUGAGUAUAGUUGACAAUGAUUAGCAUUUGAUGAGAAAACUUUUUAGAAAAUCAAAAAACUACUAUCUGGGUACUUUAAGGAGUACCUUCACAGUGAGAGUUAAUUUUAGAAAAAUUGCUAUCAUUUUAAAUAACUAAGAAAAUGGUUUCAUCAGAAAAAAAAAAUGCCUUAUAUUUUAAUAAUAUAUUUCUUCAUAGUCUGACACCCUUUAGUAACUCGCCAUACCUAUUUCCUCUCAUUAAAAGUGCUACACGGAAAAAUCGGAUCGUGUUCUCUGGUAAUUUCAACCAGAGUCCACAGAAAAAAAAAAAUAAACAACAUCCUUAUUGAACCAUAAUUAAGACUAUAAUACUAAAUUUGCUGUUUUACAAUAAAUUAAAAGAAUAAAAAAUCAUCAUAGAAAUAUCAUUGUACCUAAUUCUACAAGAUAGUAAGGCAUAUUACCAAAUCUACAUAAAUAUUAAAAAUACUACACAAUCAUUGUGAAGAACAUUAUACAGUAAUAAAGCCGAUACCUAUUUACACGAAAUCACGUGCAUAUUUGCUUAUAAAUUUGUUUUCAUUUAAUAAGUUAGUAAAUUAGGAAAACUUUUAAUAUUAAUACGAUAAUGAUUUACAGUUUACGUAUAUAGACAAGCAAUACUAACAAUAUGCACUAAAAUUAGUGUAAAUGAAUCAUUAUAUAAUACAUGUUACAAGACCUACUCCAGGUAUACGGUGAUGUGUAUUAUACUACUUUUGCUUUUUAAUUUUUUUUCAAAUUGUUGUUGUAUUCCGUAUACAGCAGUACCGAUACAAAACCAAAAUAGGCAAAAGCUUCCAAAAGUGUCAUUUAUAUUUUUCAGUUGAAGAAGAAUUGUUAACAAACGCAAGUUUUCGUAAGUUUUAUCUAUAAGAAUUUGUUUAAAGAACUCGCUUAGUUAUAUUAUAUAGAUACACAAAUAAUUAACUUUAAUGGACUUAUUAUUCGGUUUCAGACUAUAUAAUUCAAUAAUACAUAUUAGGUAGUUUUAAAUAAUAAAAGAGCUGAUAUUAGGGACGAUGCAUCUCUCUUGUAUAAAGUUAUUUAAUUUAAACCUAAAAGCGACGAUGCUAUUGCUAACGAUAAACGUUUCGGAAUAAUUUAAGGUAAUACAUGCUUUGAAAGGUUGUAAUAUUUACGAUUUUUAUUCAAACAAAUUGUAAUUAUUUCUGUUUUAGUCUUACAAUUUCGCCAACUGAUUUUCUACCAAUUAAAAUUUAACUAAAUACUCUGAAUAUUGAAUUCUCUAUAAAUACCUCAAAAAUAGCUUAAAUAUUUUUAAAAUUUUAAAACGUCUAGGAAAAUUAAAGUUGAGUUUUGUGUAGAAAUUUCCAGACUACGAUAACUUUGCUCUAAACUAUAAUAUAAAAAAAAAAUUGAAAAACAAGAGUUAAUACUGUUGAUGGGUGUAACCAUUGUAGCCAGAGGAGCAAAAUAGAGAAGUAUAAACUAUUAUUGUAAAAUUAAUCCUAUAUUUUUUUUUUUCUAGGAUUUAUGUAUAUUAUAAAGAAUCCGGAAACUCGUGAAGAAAUGAGUAAAAAAUUAAAAUUAUUGGACCAAAUGUUGAAUGGUUUAGAUGGUAAUUAUAAAAUGUUAAUCACCUUUGUUAUCAUGCUUCACAAAUGUGCAGAGAACUAGAAAAUUUUUAACAAUUUAAAACAUUUUAAUCAAUACACUAUUGUACCCAAAAUGAAUGUCGAAAACUUGUUUGUAAGUUUUCUAUUGGUACCUUUAGGUUAUUAAUUAUUUGUUCAUACUUUUUUUUUACUGUUCUAUAUAAAGAUCCUAAAAUGAUCUGGAAUUCCGUAAACGAAAAUCGCAAUUCGAUUUCUCUUGACUCUGUCACUAGCUCAUACGAACAAGAGAUCCUUAACCUGUUUUUUGAACAUUUUUCACCUGUAAUACUCUUUCAACCUGAUUGAUGUUAACUUGUUGUCCUUAAAAAUACUUUCCUUUGAUUUCAUUUACCGAACAAUUGCAUCUUCUCUUCCAAUGAGAGUCUCUGAAAACAAGAUAAAAAUUGUUAUCUACGUUCAAUAUGUGUUUCUUAUCCGUAGAUCUCAUGANUGGAAAAUUAGAACCAUCUUUUAUAUAUAAAAGUCCGAUUGUCGUUUCUGAUGACUUACAAAUCCAUAUUCUGAGCUAUAUUUCAAAAAUACUUGAAUUUUUCGUCUUAUCCGGACCUUAGUCAACCCAAUUUUAAUCAAUAAAAAUCCCGGAUUUUAUCCGGGCCUUUCUAAUACUACAUGUAACUAUUGUUAUUUAUACUACAUUCUUAAUGCUUUUGGUGAAGGUAAACUAAUGGAGGUAAUUUAUGUGGACUUUGCUGCGGUUUUGGACUCGGUUUACCGUAAGGUCUAAAUUGUUAAUUUGAAAGCAUCAGGUUUUAGUGACCUUUUUAUAUCCUGGCUCAAUUAUUUUUCAUUUAUCGCUGGGAAUGGGUAAAUUUAUAAAAAAUCAAGUCCGAAUUAAUUCCCUAUCAAUCAUCGUCCCUCAAUGGUGUCAUCUGCACUCUUUACUUUUUUCUAUGUGUGGUAAUUGUGCUUGUUCAUCUUCAAAAUAUUGUCAUUUGUUAUGCUUUACUGACGUCAUGAAAUUAUUUCUAAAGUUUUUCUGUGUCACCGAUUGUCUUAAUCUACAUAUUGACCUCAAUAAUUUUAUCUCUUUAUUUGAAUCACUUAGAUUGUACUUUAAUAAUUUUAAAAACAUAUUUAUGUUAUGCAUAUAUGAAAUAUUACUUUUUUGUUUAGUGUAUGCGAAGCCUUACAUGAAUUAUCUUUUAGAAUGUGCUGAAAAAUAUUUAGGUAAUAAAUCUAACAUUUUAAUUAAAAUAUCAAUUUUGGGUGAUUACGAGGAGUGGGAAUAAUGAAAUACAGAAGCUUUAUUACUGUACCCAAUACUUUUAAUUUAGAUUAUUGCAGUACAUCACGUAUAUAAUAUAUUUCUUUAAUGGAUUUACGUUUUCAUUUUAUAAAAAAAAAUCCGCAAAAAUAAUAACGAAAAACAUUUUUUUUUUUGUUUUUAUUAAAAUAAUAUACUCUUAUAUAAAUGAAAAUGUACAUUUAUAAAUCAAUUAAUGGUAAUAACUAUUUACUGAAAACAGAGAACCGCUACGGAUUUGACAAAUGUUUAAGCCAUUAUUGUAUGUUUCCAAAAGGAGGAAAACAAUCAAAUACGCAGCCAGAUGGUGUACAGCAGAUUGACAAAUUAUCUGGU